Molecule: messenger RNA, 1836 nt
Organism: Lindgomyces ingoldianus
Lineage: Eukaryota; Fungi; Ascomycota; Dothideomycetes; Pleosporales; Lindgomycetaceae
Exons: 15
Coding region: 1-1836 (611 amino acids)
Source: RefSeq, a predicted model, not a curated record
AUGUGCUGCCAGCCAGAGGCACAUAACGUAAGAACUACCCUGCAGAUAGGGGAAGGUAAGAAAUAUUUCCUGGCUCACCUCUUCACUCUGAUAUGGUAUAAUAUACUAGUAAAUUUAGGGUAUAGGAUGUAUUUACGCUGCCAUGGCUUCAUUACAUCCCCCCAAUCUACGCUCAAGCCCUUCCUGAGCUGGCUGGCUAAUGAUAUUCACAAACAUUUCCCGCCUCUUAAACUUGUAUCGUUUGUCGACUGCCUAAGCGCAUCGCUCUGCAAUCGGUAUUUACACUAUCUACUUCCGCCCUACGUCUUUUCAUUUAAUGUUUGCACGAGAAAUCUUUAUCAUAAUCCUGCUACUUGCUGUUUUUGCAGCUUCAUAGCUUUUCGAUGUUGGUACACUUUGAACCCAAUCCCAAAAACCAACCCGAUAACACUUCAAGUUGCCGAAAUAAUCACACCUGCUAAACCACCUUUAGUUAAACUAGAGCUAGAGGGUGAGUUCGAGCCCCCAGUUCCAGCCACUGAACUACUUGGAGCCGCAGGGUUCGCGUUCGUUAUUGUCAAAAUCGACGGUGAGACCGUGGAUGACGGAGAGGCCGCGGUUGACGGGAAGGCGAGAGUUGGUGGAGAUUCUGCAGAAAAGCGCAAUCGUGGGUCUAAAUUCCAUCGUGAGGUUGUAAUCACUCUCUGGUUGAAAAUAUUGUCCAAUACAAUAACCUCCGUGGGUAGCGACAUUGGGCUGCCGCAGGCCUGGAAGCGAUUGGGACUAUCUGUUACACGCGGACAACCCACCAGUUACCAUCAGGUUAAUAUUCGCGCCAAUUCAUGGUUACAAACAAUAAUAGGGGUGAGAGAAUUAGAAUGGAGUCAGAGCACUAGGACUAUCUGGCCCUGGACAAGACCGAUAAUGCUCGGGGCAUACACCAGGAGAAUAAUAGCUCGUGACCCAUGCCCACGGCUCCGUAAAAACUCCAAGGGAAGAACUUUGGGUCACUUGAAAAAGACCAAAGCUUGGAAAGACAGUCCGGGGGGAAAGUGGUGGGAGGGAGUGGCCCAAGGUUUGUGGAGGUGGUCCAACUCGGAAUAUAAAGGUCAUAAGGGCCAAGUGAUAGCGUCGUCAUUAGUGGACAAGAGAUUUGCGGAAGCGAGAUACAGAACCAAGAUGCGCUUGCCUCAUGACAUAAUCGCCCAAAUCCGAUGGCUCGUGACGCCGAAUCACAGUGUGGGUGUAGCGAAUGGCCGAUCAGGUAAGCGAGAAAUGAAAAUUUUGAGUUCUCAGGACUCGUGUUACCCUUGGGACUUACUCCAUACUCUCACCUUUCCCUCUAGAACCAUACCGUCGCACCUACUUCACCUAGACCUCAACACCAACACCAAUUUUGACUGCAACGGCACUACCCACAAUGUUACAGAUAAUCCCUUUAAACAAAACCAGGGGAUCCCACUGGAACGGCAAGCUAUAUUAUGGCUUCCUGAAUAUCCACAGGACCUAUGCAAUGUUCAAAGAGGCGAGGAAGGCUUCUUCCGGGAAUCUCGUACAAUGAUAUCAGUUUAUCAACGACCAUGGCGCAUCAUGACAGCUACGGCUGCAAGAGAUAGCACAGAGGGUUGUUUCAAGCCUCAAAAGCCUGAUGGUCUCAUAUCGCAGCUAUACAGCCCUGCAGAUCUAGAGCAUGAUGUCAUGCUUUUUGGCCUCGAGGAUGAGUCAAAAGUUUUGCAAGAACUUUCCGUACUCCUAACGAACGAUUCAUUUUGUCGCUGGGAAUAUCACAACAUAUUUUUGAGCGAGGAUGAACUUGACACAAGCACUGCUGCUGACUUAAAAGGCUUUUCCGACUAG